GCUGACGGACGCGUCGAGGACAUUCCUCGGGGAAGCCUGCCUCCGACCAGCGCUGCAUGACUUGAACUCCGAUGGCUGCAUGUCUCGCGGCUUUUUCAGACCUGCUAGUCUCGCAUUGCUCGAUAAGCUUCUGUUCAGGUGUACAGUACAAGCAGUGACGUCCAUCGACAGACGACGCCCGCAAGGAUGCGAGGCAGAAGCAACCACUCGGGUCUCCUUAGCAUCGACUCGGUCGAGAGCCAGACCUCGCUCAGCACACAAGAUGCAUCGACCCAGCCUUCGCUCACAGACGAUGGCAUGUCUCCAGAGACGAGCCUCUCGACGCAUGCCGGUCAAAGUAGCAAGACCAAACAGCCGAGAGCCAAGCGUCCCAAUGUAGAUGCGCUGUCUAGACCCUCAAAAGCUCUCAACGCCGGCCAAGGCCGUACACCGGCGUGGCUCGUUGAGCCUACUGGUACUGAUAUCGAGCACAACUUGCUCGACGGACUCGAACGCCUGGCGUCACCUCCACCUUUGCUAAGCGCGCAAGAUUUGAAUGGUCGAGCUCGAUCGCACACAGAGGAUGUUGGUCAUCACCAGCUCAUUCAGAACAGCCACCAGACUGCCCUCGCCAAUCACUACGUUGCUGAGCCGCUGACAUUCUCUGCAGUAUCUUCGAGCGGGAUGGUACUGUCGGACAUUGACGUCAUCGCGCGCCAACGCGAGAUGUCACACCAAAGCCGAGCCUUUCUGCAGCCUUUCCCCUCGCCUCCCAACUACUCUACGUUCGCGCUUCCCAAAGAAGGCUUCGGCGAUCAGUCUUUCACCGAGCUGACCGGACCACCCGCCUAUCGCCCCUCACCUGUGGCGCAUUCACCGACGAGAUAUGACGAUAGCUUUCUGUCCAUUCCUUCUAUCCACGGUGCCAGUCGUAGUUUCGCACACGAUAAUGCGUUGCGCCUGCCUUCAGUAGGCCGUGUCAUCCCAUCAGUUGAUCUGCCGGGCUGGGGGGUCACGGCUCGUCCAAUCUUUGCAUCGCCUUUGCACAUCUCCGACACCGGAACUGGCCACCCAGAUCGAGACCAGCCCGCGUAUGCACCCUCGCAUCAGCUCUUUAAACGCUGCGAGGCUCUUGCCGCGCUUCUGCCCGGCACUGGUAUCAGAGAGAUCCUCCUUCGCGAUGCGCCGCAAGGCCUCGAUUCGCCUCAAGAUCAGAUCAACCGCUUAGACGAGCUCGGCGCGUUAAACGGACAAACGUUGGCACUCUAUGUCAAUCUAGCUGUCCGAGAGAUCAGUCUGACUCGCUCGCUCAUGGAUCCGGCCGGACUUGCACCUCGCUCAUCCAUCAUGACACUUUCAGUCUUUGCUGACCCUCAUCACUGGCCUAUCCUGCAAUCACUCAACCUCGCCUCUGUGCCCCUUCACGAUCACGAUCUCACUUUUAUUCAUCAUCUGCCCGCUCUUCGCACACUCAAUCUGUCUAGUACUGGUAUAUCGCCCGAAGGUAUCACCCAUCUCACGGCCCUCAAGGCGAACCUCAAAGAGCUCUCGCUGUGCGAGAAUGCCCAGAUCAAUGACGACGUCUGGCUCAUGUUGUCAUACCUCAGCGCGCUUGUUUCGCUCUCGCUUGAUGGCACCCAUGUCACAAUGGUCGGCUUGCGCAAGUAUGUUCGCGGACUCAUCAAGGAACAGCGCAACGUGUCCAUGACCGUGCCAGCCGAGAUAUAUGACUACCUGGAUUCGGCAGAAGAUUUGUAUCCGGACUGCAGCCAGAAGCCAAUGUGCAACAAAGUCUCGAGAGUAGCAAAGCUAUCCGGUCCAGAGAUCAAGCUCAACCUGGUCACCCAUCGUGGCCUAGAUUCGAGUAUCAUUCUGGGCGGUCUGCGCGCCGAUCAAGACGCUCGCCUUCGAGCCAUUCUCGAGCGAAGAGAUGCUGAUUUGGCAUGCCUGGCCUACUUCCACAUGCUGCGCAAGCCCGAGAAUUACGACGAUGAAGGCUCUCCCGUUUCAGCAUGACCAAACACCGCUGCCCAAAGGUGCACCCUGACCAAGGCUCUUGUCAUGGUGCGUAGAGGCGAGCGAAGAACAAAGACACAAGAUGCUCCCCUGAAGCCAGCUAUGCUGCCUUUCGCAAAAGGCUGCAGCUUGCUACGUGC
Mixia osmundae IAM 14324 is the source of this 2135-nucleotide messenger RNA. RefSeq lists its product as uncharacterized. Bases 187 to 1995 code for a protein of 602 amino acids. The record is from RefSeq and is a predicted model, not a curated record. The transcript has 4 exons. Lineage: Eukaryota; Fungi; Basidiomycota; Mixiomycetes; Mixiales; Mixiaceae.